Messenger RNA from Penicillium robsamsonii, 243 nucleotides. RefSeq lists its product as uncharacterized. Lineage: Eukaryota; Fungi; Ascomycota; Eurotiomycetes; Eurotiales; Aspergillaceae. The annotation marks the transcript as partial. The record is from RefSeq and is a predicted model, not a curated record. The transcript has 2 exons.
CUUUACUUCGAGCAAGCACCUACCACCAUCGCUAGCUCACUUCUUAAAAUUGUACUUGGGCAAGAUGAUCUCUCCAAAGAGUGGGGCCGACGGAUGCCAAGCUUUGUGGCGGCCAUCGUCAUCACUUCCCCGGAUCCUAAUGAUGACAUCGUCCUAGGUACUCAGGUCAUUCCCUCGGCAAUAUUAUUGGUCCCCGGAAUGAUCACGAGGCUUAGGAGGCCGAGACUUCCACGCCACUCAUGA